This is a messenger RNA of Dendroctonus ponderosae (mountain pine beetle), 2249 nucleotides long. RefSeq names its product probable cytochrome P450 6a14. Lineage: Eukaryota; Metazoa; Arthropoda; Insecta; Coleoptera; Curculionidae. The record is from RefSeq and is a predicted model, not a curated record. The coding region runs from base 152 to 1669 and encodes 505 amino acids. The transcript has 3 exons. Gene Ontology annotation, molecular function: iron ion binding; oxidoreductase activity, acting on paired donors, with incorporation or reduction of molecular oxygen; heme binding.
GAGGAAUUUCAAGCAAGCGUAAUUGGGUUCACCAACUAUACCUUGAAACAUGACUAUCAAAUAAUCGAAUCCAGCAACUCGCAGUAGUUUAUAUCAAAGAGGAGAACCAUUGAGAUUCAGUACCAAAGCGGUAGUGAAGCGAACAAGAACAAUGGCGCUUAGUCUAGCCUAUGUAGUGAUCGGUGUGAUUUCUUUUAUUAUUUAUGUGAAAUGGCGUCAAUCAUAUUGGAAGAGGAAAGGAGUGCCCAGCUCAGACGCAGAUUUUCUAUUGGGAGAUAAUACGAAGAUUUUCACAAACAAAGAAUCUUUGGGGGAAAUCUCCGUCAAGAGGUACAAGAAGUUCAAGGCACAAGGCCAGAAGCAUGCAGGCUUUUACAACUUCCUCCAGCCCGUAUACUUCCCGAUCGAUACAGACAUUAUCAAACACAUCAUGCAACAGGAUGCGAAUUACUUUGCUUCCCAUGCAACUUAUAGCAAUCCAGACGACGUCUUAUCCAAGCAUCUGUUUGCCUUGGAGGGUGAACGUUGGAAGGACCUACGGGCGAAACUGACUCCUGCCUUUACAUCAGGAAAAUUGAAAAUGAUGUUUGAAACUCUAACAAAUAAAACCGUCGGUUUGGAAAACGCGGUUGCAAAAAUGGUGGACAAAAAAGAGGCAUUCGUCCUCAAAGAAUUUCUGUGCAACUUUACCACUGAUGUGAUUGCCAGCUGUGGCUUCGGAAUUGAAUCCGACUGUUUGGGCGAUCCAAAUGAUGCCUUCAGAAGAGCCGGAAAAAAAAUAUUCGAACCCAGACCAUUCAAACUCGCUUUACUCAGUCUUUUCAAUUGGGAUUUUUUGGCGAAACUUGGAUACAAACAUUUUCCAAACGAAUUGACAGUUUUCUUUACAAACGUGGUUACCAGUACUAUCAGGCACAGAGAAAAUAAUCAAAUAUUCAGAAAGGAUUUCAUGCAUUUGCUGCUUCAGUUGAAGAACCAAGGAGUGCUUUCUGAUGAUGAUAAAGUUACCGGCUCCGGUAACGGAAAAGGAAUUAUAUCGGAAAGCGACAUUAUUGCCCAGUGCUUCGUCUUCUUCAUUGCUGGCUUUGAAACUUCCUCUAGUACCAUGACUUUUACUAUGCUGGAACUCGCUCAACAUCAGGAUAUUCAAGACAAAUUGAGAAAGGAAAUUUUGGAGGUUUUGGCGAAACAUGAUGGAAAAAUCACUUAUGAAGCUGUAAUGGAAAUGCCCUAUUUGGACAAAGUCAUCUCUGAGGCCUUAAGAAAAUUCCCACCUCUACCCGUCAUUCCACGACGAUGCACUAAAACGUACAAAGUGCCCGGAACUGAUUUGGUAUUGGAGCGGGGCACAGAUGUGCAAAUUCCAGUUUGGGCCAUCCAGAACGAUCCUGAAUAUUACGAGAAUCCAGAGGUUUUCGAUCCAGAACGAUUCUCAGAAGAAAACAAAGCGGGCAGGCCGGAAUACGCUUUCUUUCCUUUCGGUGCUGGACCUCGCGUUUGCAUUGGCUUGAGACUUGGAAAACUUGAAACUAAAGUCGGACUAAUUACGCUGCUGAGAAAAUUCAAGUUCACCAUCAACAAGAAAACGCCAUUCCCUAUUCAGAUGGAGAAACGAGGAUUUAUCAGCACCAUCCAAGGAGACCUUUGGGUCGAUGCUGUUAGAAUAUAAGACAUUGAACUGGUGAACUAAGUAUUCCUGCGGCGUUAUAAAUGUUGUUAUUAUUAAUAAUUAUUCUCGGUUGUGAACAUAUUUUUAAUUUGUUAGGCAUUUAAUUAAAUUGACAAGCCAAUCGUAGUAUUAUUAGAGUAGUAAACGGUUUCAAUUAAAUAUUCCUUAAUAAUAUGCUAGGCAUUACAUCAUCUUAUAAAGCAUGGUAUUAUUAAUCAUUACAUAGAUAAAGUAGUCGUUUUUGUGAAUGUUGUAAUUUGUAAUCCAAUCAAUCAGGAUGGUUUAUCUUAUCAUUAAAAUCCCCAUAUAUAAAAUAGAUAAGCGAGCUUUGCAUUAGUUCAUAAUAGGCCGUUUCUUCCAUUAUGAAUUUUCAUAGCAAAUUUGUUUUAUAGUAGAAUUUAUGAUUUAUUUGCCUGGCCAUGAUCUAAUUAUGUUUAUUAUUUUAUUAUUGAUUCUGUUGUCUACGUACGUUUUAAAUCUCAGACGGACUAAUUUGGAUUAUCUGUUGUUGAAUAAUCGAAAAAUUAUUUUCAUUUCUUUUGAUUUCUGUCUGAUUAAUAAAUGCUGUUUUCUUCAGUUA